Molecule: messenger RNA, 1474 nt
Organism: Homarus americanus (American lobster)
Lineage: Eukaryota; Metazoa; Arthropoda; Malacostraca; Decapoda; Nephropidae
Product: protein ALP1-like
Exons: 2
Coding region: 1-1338 (445 amino acids)
Source: RefSeq, a predicted model, not a curated record
AUGGUGGUUGGCGUGUGUGUCGGCUGUCUGUUUACAUGUUUAGCUUCAGUGUUGACUAUGGCAGGUGGCGGGGCGGUAGAUAUAAACACCAGCCCACCGUUGUGCUGUUUGUGUGUGAGAGGCAUGAGUAAGGAGGCAGCCUGUAUUGCUAUUAUACUUGCUCUUGAAACAGAAACUUCAAAGAAAAAACGAAAAAGAAAAUUAUGGAUGAAGGAAUGGCAUAUAAAAAGACCCAAGUUCUCUCACGACGCCCUAUUAAAGGAACUAGUGGUGUCAUCUAAAGAUUAUAAUAAUUUAUUGAGAAUGGAUGAUGAAACUUUCGUCGAGCUGUUGGAGAAAGUGAAGCCAUAUAUAAAAAAAGAGGACACUAUCUUGAGAGAUGCCAUACCAGCAAGUCAAAGACUCUCUAGUACACUGCGGUUCCUAGCAACUGGUCAGUCUUUUGAGGCCUUAAAGGUUACUACUACCAUUUCUGCUCAGAGUCUUGGUUCCAUUAUAAUGGAAACAUGUACUGCCAUAACAACUGUGCUCAAAAACAACAUCAAGAUGCCACGGACUGAAGAAGAAUGGAGGAGCGUAGCCAAGUCAUUUCAAAGGUCAUGGAAUUUCCCACACUGCAUUGGGGCCAUAGACGGAAAACAUGUUGAGAUAACCAAGCCCCCUGGAUCUGGAUCAUACUACUAUAACUAUAAACACUCAUUUAGUGUAGUUUUAAUGGCAGUUGUUAAUGCAGAUUAUGAAUAUAUGAUGGUAGAUGUAGGAACAAAUGGUAGGGUAUCAGACAGAAGCAUUUUCGCAAACACAAAAUUCUGUAAACAGCUGAAGGAAAAAACAUUGCAUAUCCCUGAGCCAAGCACUCUACCUGGCAGCAGUGAUGUUGUGCCCUAUGUUUUCGUAGGGGAUGAUGCAUUUCCUUUGAUGGUCAAUUUAAUGAAACCCUAUACUCAUCAAAAUCUUUGCAAAGAACAGGACAUCUACAAUUACAGGGUAUCACGAGCCCAUUGUGUUGUGGAAAACGCCUUUGGAAUAUUGGCAUCUAGGUUUCGGAUUCUUCUGAGCACUAUCAAUCUCUGUCCAGCAAAAGUAUCAACAAUAGUCUUGGCAUGUUGUCACCUGCAUAAUUAUUUACGUCAGAGAAAUGUUGCCCUAUAUUUGGAAGAUGCAAUUGACAUAGAGGAUGCAAAUACUAGGCAGGUUAGAGAAGGAAGUUGGAGGUCUGACAGUAGACAGCCUAUUCCGUUAGCACCAACAAAUGUACAAAAUGCACCUUCAUCAGUAAAGGAAAUAAGGGAUACAUAUUGUAACUAUUUCAACAAUGCCGGGUCAUUGCCCUGGUAGGAAACUAGAAUUCAGGGACAUAAUUGAGUUGCAGGAGUAAUAUUAAAUGUUCUAAUAUAGAGCCAUAUUGAAAAAUGUAUUGUACUAGAAUAAGGUGUGCAUUAAUACAAUUAGUACAUAAACUUAUGAAGUUUUC